GCUGUCUCCUGGUUCGGACAUCUAUGUGACGGUCUCAUCCAUGGCUUUAGCAAGAUCCCAAUGUCGUAACUCCCCUAGCAUCCUGUCUUCAUCCAGUGAGACUGGCUCUGGGGGGGGCACUUACAGACAAAAAUCCAUGCCCGAAGGGUUUGGAGUGAGCCGCAGAUCCCCAGCCUCCAUUGACAGGCAGAACACCCAGUCAGAUAUUGGUGGCAGUGGAAAAUCCACACCCAGCUGGCAAAGAAGUGAGGAUAGCAUUGCCGACCAGAUGGCUUACAGUUAUAGAGGACCUCAGGAUUUCAAUUCUUUUGUCCUCGAGCAGCAUGAAUAUACAGAGCCAACGUGUCAUCUCCCAGCAGUAUCAAAGGUACUGCCAACUUUCCGAGAGAGCCCCAGUGGGAGAUUAAUGCGGCAGGAUCCAGUGGUUCAUUUAUCUCCAAACAAACAAGGGCAUUCUGAUAGCCACUACUCCAGCCACUCCAGUAGCAAUACCCUCUCCAGCAACGCAUCUAGUGCCCACAGUGACGAGAAGUGGUAUGAUGGGGACCGCACAGAGUCUGAACUCAACAGCUAUAACUAUCUGCAAGGCACCUCCGCCGACAGUGGUAUUGACACCACCUCCUACGGCCCCAGCCAUGGCAGCACGGCCUCCCUGGGGGCUGCCACAGCAUCGCCUCGCUCAGGGCCAGGCAAGGAGAAGGUAGCACCCCUGUGGCAUAGUUCCAGUGAAGUGAUCUCCAUGGCAGACCGGACUUUAGAGACAGAUGGCCACGGCAUGGACCGGAAAGCAGAGUCCUCCCUGAGCUUGGAUAUCCACAGCAAGAGCCAAGCCGGCCCGAACCCUCUGACAAGGGAGAACAGCACUUUCAGCAUCAAUGAUGCUGCUUCCCACACAAGUACCAUGAGCUCCCGACACUCUGCCAGCCCGGUUGUCUUCACCAGUGCCAGAAGUUCCCCUAAAGAAGAGCUUCUUCCCGCCACCUCCUCACAGCUCGCUCCUUCCUUCUCCUCCUCCUCCUCCUCCUCAUCUGGCCCUAGGACUUUCUACCCUCGCCAGGGCGCUACUAGCAAGUACCUGAUUGGGUGGAAAAAACCCGAAGGAACCAUAAACUCCGUGGGAUUUAUGGACACAAGAAAGCGUCAUCAGAGUGAUGGCAAUGAAAUAGCCCACACCAGGCUGCGUGCCUCAACCAGGGACCUCCGGACAUCCCCCAAGCCAACCUCCAAGUCCACCAUCGAGGAGGAUCUAAAGAAACUGAUUGACCUUGAAAGCCCAACUUCUGAAUCACAGAAGAAUUUUAAGUUCCACGCACUCUCCUCUCCUCAAUCUCCUUUCCCCACCACCCCCACCUCGAGGCGGGCCUUGCACAGAACGCUGUCAGACGAGAGCAUUUACAGCGGCCAGAGGGAGCACUUUUUCACCUCAAGGGCUUCGCUUCUGGACCAAGCCCUGCCCAAUGACGUCCUCUUCAGUAGCACAUACCCUUCCCUCCCCAAGUCUCUCCCCUUGAGGAGGCCUUCUUACACCUUGGGAAUGAAGUCGUUGCAUGGUGAGUUCUCGGCCUCGGACAGCUCCCUUACUGACAUCCAGGAGACCCGAAGGCAGCCCAUGCCCGACCCCGGCCUGAUGCCCCUGCCUGACACUGCUGCGGAUUUGGACUGGUCCAACUUGGUAGAUGCUGCCAAAGCCUACGAGGUCCAGAGAGCCUCAUUUUUUGCUGCUAGUGAUGAAAACCAUCGCCCCUUGAGUGCUGCAUCCAACAGUGAUCAGCUUGAGGACCAGGCUCUGGCCCAGAUGAAGUCUUACAGCAGCAGUAAAGAUUCCUCUCCCACUCUGGCUUCUAAAGUGGACCAGCUGGAAGGUAUGCUGAAGAUGCUUCGGGAAGAUUUGAAGAAGGAAAAAGAAGACAAAGCCCACCUUCAGGCAGAAGUUCAGCACUUGCGAGAAGACAACCUGAGGCUGCAGGAGGAGUCCCAGAAUGCCUCUGACAAGCUGAAGAAGUUCACGGAAUGGGUCUUCAACACCAUAGACUUGAGCUAGGAAAGCUGGAGGUGGGAAGGAGGAGGGACCCAGGGAUGCUCGCUCUUGUGAACGCGCAGAAGCCCCUCCUCAUGCCAUUGAAAGCGGUCUCAGAGCACCUUCCCAGCUUCCACUCUGCCCCCUCUUGGGGAGUGCACAACACAAUUGCAGAUCAACAAUCAUCAUCUGCCUUUUGUAGAAAAGAAAAACAAAAACAUAAAAAUUUUAAAAAGAAAAAUAAAAGUUUAACUGCUAAAAUGUGAAUGUCUAUUUUUUUGCACAAUAUCUUUAUCUGUUAUGUAUUUAAAAAGAAACUGGGCCUGGGACCAGGGUGCCCACUGGCCCAUCUGCCUCUAUUUCCAUCAGCUUUCUUAUCUAUUUCAGGUAACCCAAGCUUUCCCUCAUUUGCCUGACAAAUGUCAUUGUUCCUAGGAAAAUAAAGGGUUUUUUUUUUUAACUUGUUUAUCUGGGGAGUGGGGAGGGAUAUUUCCUUACCUUCUUUCCUAAAAUGCCUGGAGAGGAAGGUGCUGUCAGAAAACGCCUGCCUCUCUUGAGUGACCCGGGCAUGAGCCAGGCUGUUUGCAUCUGUCUUCCAGAGACCAGCAGGAUUGGGGUUCAUUUAACAGCAGCGAGCUGUAAGCCAGAGGCAUUGGCAGGCCUGUGGGCCACGCCCCUCUCAAUCCUGCAUUGUGACGUCACUUCCUAUCCUCUUCUUCCCCAGGGAGACGUCCCAAGUGCGCUCCUCAGAGUCAGCGCUCCUUUUUGUUUGGCUGAAGUGAGCCCCACUGAAUUGGAAUCAACCUCUCCACAGGUUCCUGGCUCUAAAUGUUAAUUGGUUUCAGGAUCCCCCAAACUAAAACCUUAUUUUCUGUAUGCAUUUUCGUCAAAAGUAUAUAUAGUUUUUGUCUGAGAUAUUUAAAGAUAAAAAAAUGUGACAAAAUUGUUUAGCUUGUGCAAAAUGACUAUUAAUAAAUUAAUAAAUCCUCUCCAAAGCAAGACUUCACCAGUAUUUGUAACUAGGAAAAGCUAACAGUGAAUGUUAAAUUGUGAGUUUUAAUCCCUGCUUGUUAGGAGCAAUGACUGUGAUAAUAGAAUGGGCUUUUGAAAUCUGCAUGUCCCGGUGUGACAUUUAAGCACGGCACUUUCUGCAUCUGCUCGUGACCAUCCAAAGGAUUCUGCUGCAGAAAUUAUUGAUGUGCUAUUUUUCCUGUCUAGUGAGGCAGGCUGCUUUGGGGCCCUGGGCCAUUGUCCCAAGACCCUCACUACUGCAGAGCACAGGCCCAUCAGUGUUGACAGACCUGAGGACACCCCCUUGUUUCUUGCCUUCAUAAUUGUUACCAAAUUGAUUCCUCUGUCCCUUCAGUGGUGACUCUGGUCUGAGGGAAUGUUUAGCAGUCUAGUGGCAUCUGCUCGGAAGUUCCCUGCCCCAAGUAAUCUCAACUCUUUCCACUCUCCACCCCUGAACCAGGGUGGACUUCCCUUUCUUCGCCAACCCACCAGAUUUUAAUGCUACAGUUGUAUUCACGAUUGUGAUUUCUCCAUGGGAUUUUUUUUGCUGGUGACAUUUCUGUCAUGGAAAUAGGAAGAUUUCGGAGUUCCUCAUAAAGAUUUCAAUUGUCUGUCUCUUUCUCUGACUGUAUGAAGGAGAUUGUACAUUGCCUGAUAUCUCUUUGUAAAUGAGAAAUACUGCUAACAUCCAAGCAUUCUGAAGUCUUGCUUAUCCUUCUGAGUUUAGUUUUAAUUUUGUUUUACAUUUUGUUUGGGGACUUGGGGCAAGCUAUUUAUUAGAGUUUUGCAACAGAGUUCUUGUUUGAAGCCUCUAAAGACUACUUGUAAAAUUCAAACAAUAAAAUUCAUUUUAAACGCUCUUUUAAAA
Galeopterus variegatus (Sunda flying lemur) is the source of this 3896-nucleotide messenger RNA. Its product is annotated as signal-induced proliferation-associated 1-like protein 1. Gene Ontology annotation, cellular component: cytoplasm. The record is from RefSeq and is a predicted model, not a curated record. Gene Ontology annotation, biological process: activation of GTPase activity. NCBI's taxonomy places the organism in Eukaryota, Metazoa, Chordata, Mammalia, Dermoptera, Cynocephalidae. Gene Ontology annotation, molecular function: GTPase activator activity. The transcript has 12 exons. The annotation marks the transcript as partial.